Momordica charantia (bitter melon) is the source of this 981-nucleotide messenger RNA. Lineage: Eukaryota; Viridiplantae; Streptophyta; Magnoliopsida; Cucurbitales; Cucurbitaceae. The record is from RefSeq and is a predicted model, not a curated record.
AUGCCUUGCAUCGACCUAUCGGUCGCCGUCCAUCGAUUAAAUGUGGACCUUGGGGUGAAGCCAGUAAGACAAAGGAAACGAACCAUGGACAGCGCAUGCAACACUACCGGUGCAGAGGAGGUAACCAAGCUGCUACAGGCAGAUUUCAUUCGGGAGGUCCACUACCUCGACUGGCUGUCCAAUGUGGUCUUGGUCAAAAAGGCUAACGGAAAAUGGCAAAUGUGCAUGGAUUUCACCAACCUGAAUAAGGCUUGCCCCAAUGAUAGCUUCCCCUACCAAGAAUAUAUCGGCUGGUCAAUGCUACCGCGGGGCAUGAAUUACAAACAUUCAUGGAUGCUUAUUCCGGGUACAACUAGAUCCGAAUGUGUGACGCCCAAGAGGAGGGGGGUAGUCUAUGCUCUUCUAAGUGGCUUAGGUGCCGAUCAGGAACACAUCUGUUUCACUACCGAACAACGGUUGUUUUGCUACAAGCUCAUGUCAUUAGGACUGAAAAAUGCAAGAGCGACUUAUCAGAGGAUGGUGACUAAAAUGUUUGCCCCGCAGAUCAGGAGGAACAUAGAGGUGUAUGUCGACGACAUGUUCGUCAAAAGCCGAACAGCCGAACAGCACGAGCAGGAUCUCUAUGAAGCCUUCAAGGUCAUGCGCAGUCACGAGAUGAAGCUGAAUCUGACCAAGUGCGUCUUCGUAGUAAGGUUGGGUAAAUUCCUCGACUUCAUAGUGCAUGGAGGGCUCGAAGCCAAUUCCGAGAAAAUUCAAGCCAUCCUAGACAUGAGGCUACUGGCUAACCUGAAGACACUAAGGAAAGAAGGAAAGUUUGAGUGGGCGGACGAGUGCGAAAAAGCCUUCGCAGAUCUGAAGCGGUACCUCGCUUCCGCUCUUCUGUUAGCAAAGCCAAACUUGGGGGAGAUUCAGUACGUCUACUUGGCUGUUUCCGAGAAUGCAGUCAGCUCAGCUCUAGAAAAGGAAGAGGGCAAAAAAUAG